Messenger RNA from Pipistrellus kuhlii (Kuhl's pipistrelle), 2531 nucleotides. It is a transcript of the gene TNFRSF6B, whose product is annotated as TNF receptor superfamily member 6b. The record is from RefSeq and is a predicted model, not a curated record. Gene Ontology annotation, molecular function: protein binding. NCBI's taxonomy places the organism in Eukaryota, Metazoa, Chordata, Mammalia, Chiroptera, Vespertilionidae. The transcript is spliced from 3 exons. The coding region runs from base 200 to 1123 and encodes 307 amino acids.
UAACUGGGUCAGAACACGGCCUGCUGGAGGUCACCAGCCCUCCCAGGUUUGGGAGGCCAGCCCUAAUAGGCGGCGCUGGCCAGAGCUGGAGGCCUCUGGUUGGCUGCAGGUGGGGUGGGCGGGGCCUGCUCUGCGGACGAGUGGGAAUGUGGCUGGGGCGGACUGGCGUCCCCGGUCGAGUCCUGCUCCAGGGAGGAUCAUGAAAGCACCGGCGAGGCUGCCCCUGGUCCUGCCGAGGGCACUGCGGCUCCUGCUGAUGCUGGCCGUGCUCGGGGCAGCGGAGGACGUGCCCACCUACCCGUGGCGGGAUGUGGACACGCGGGAGUGGCUGAUGUGUGGCCAGUGCCCCCCUGGCACCUUCGUGCACCAGCCGUGCAGCCGGGACCACCCCACGACGUGCCGCCGGUGCCCGCCUCACCACUACACGCAGUUCUGGAACUACCUGGAGCGCUGCCUGUACUGCAACGUGGUCUGUGGGGAGCACGAGGAGGAGGCGCGGCCCUGCUCUGUGCUCCACAACCGUGCCUGCCGCUGCCGCCCAGGCUUCUUCGAGUUUGCGGGCUUCUGCCUGGAGCACACGCCCUGCCCGCCGGGCUGUGGAGUGGUUGCCCUCGGCACCCCCACCCAGGACACACAGUGCCAGCCAUGUCCCCCAGGCACCUUCUCCGCCAACAGCUCCAGCUCAGAGCGGUGCCAGCCCCACAGCAACUGCACAGCCCUGGGCCUGGGCCUGAACGUGCCGGGCACCCCCUUCCGUGACGCCAUGUGCACCAGCUGCACAGGACCCCCACUCGGCACUCCAGAGCCAGGGAGCACAGGUGACUGGACGGGGGCAGGGACCGAGGAGUGUGAACGUGCCCUCGUGGACUUCGUGGCCUUCCAGAACGUGUCCUUCCGGAGGCUCCUGCAGCUGCAGCAGGCCCUGUCAGGCCCGGGGGCUUGGGCUCCCCGCCGGCCCCCGGAGGAUCGCCUGUCCUUGCAGCAGACGCUGCGGAGGCAGCUCACGAAGCUGCGCGAGGCCCGGCCAGGGGCGCUGGCGGCAGGGCUGCUGCAGGCCCUGCGCACGGCCAGGCUGCCGGGGAUGGCGCGCACUGUCCGCCAGCGCUUCUCCCUGGCCGGCUGAGCCCGUAUUUAUUCUACCCAGCAGGCACCAGGCUGUUUUCAUAAAACCCUCUGUAAAGCUGACUGUCUAGAACUGCUGUGUGACGGUGGUGGGCUGAGGCAGACCUUGGCAGGAUUAUGGGAAAUGGCCUGUGGGUGGCAGGUGUGGCUUUCCCUCUGUGGGGCACAGGGGAGCUGAGGCUCACUCCAUGGCCCAGCCCCACGCUGAGCUCUGGGCAUUUGGGGGUGGAGGGUUAAGUCAGGGCCAGUCAAGGAGUGGCAGUGCCCGGGCGGGUCACCAAGUCCAGGGGCUCUGCUGUGAGAGGAUUCAGUGGAUUGCUGUGCUCACGCCCCUCCUUUUGAGUUCCACCCACUCCUACCAGCAGGGGACUUCCCAGAAGGGACCAGUGUCCCACGGGCUUUCUGGGAAAUGGCUUUUCCUGUGGGGCAGACUCACACCCUCAACAUGAGGGAACCCAGGGAAAAGGGACUAGAUGGCUCCAGGGUGGGGGAUGGGACUCCCAGCCCUAGCUGCCCCUACUUCGCAAAAGGCUCAGGAUUUCCCAUGAGUCACUUCCCCUGCCACUGGGUCCCCAGCCCCACUCCUGACUCAUUCCUUUCCCAGCAGCUCCUUCAGGCCCCCCCUGGGAGGAGAGUCUGGUGGGACCUCUCUGGAACAUGAAGCCGGCAGGUCCUGGCUGUGGCCCAGCCAUUCAAACAGCCUGGAUGCCCUUGGGCUGUGGCCACUACUCAGGCUCAGAGUAAGGGUGCAUAGGAGCCACGCAGACUCUUUAUUUUCUGCACAGGCCCCUGGCCAGGCUGCUGGUCACCAGCUCUCCCAGGGGCCAUGUGAAGAGGGGCCCCAAGACCAGCCUUGCUUGGAGGGCCUAUGCUGCUGGGCACAGGCCUGGAAGAGGGGAUACACCCCUCACACUCAGCGGGGAGCACAGGCCCAACACACCACCAAACACCCCCAUGUCCAGGUCACCCAGCCCCCGACACAUCCCUGAGCUGGCAACCGUGGCUGCCCCAGGUGGUGGCAGGUGUGCCAGGGGCCUCCCGCUCCGCUUGCCGCUCCCUGACGUCGGGCCGGUGGUGGUGGUGGUGGUGGCGGCAGGGUCCACCAGGGCUAGUCAGAUCGCACUUAGCCCAAUCCUGAGGCUGCAUCAGCGCUCAGGACCUGCUGGCCUUCGGGGAUGUGGGUUAGACCCCUUAAGGUGACACCAGCUCCCAGCCCACCUCCAUGAUCAGAGAAGGCAGGGGCAAGGCCAGCAGGGCCCUAGCCUCCUUCGUGGGCAUGCUGCGGUUGGGAUUCCUGCAGGCUGGGGCAAACAGCUCCAAAGGGCACCCACAGGGCCAAAAACCGGGCCUCGAGUGGCAGAAGCCUCCGGGCGCCUAUACUUUUCAGGACACAAAAGUCUGUCUUAGAG